AUCACCUCACAUUGUACAUCACAAUUUGAAUACUAGCAUACAGAUAAUCGGGACACUGACAUGAUGUGCAAAGUACUGAUCUUCAGCUGUAUUUCAGUAGCACUGCUUAUGACUACUGCUUAUGGAGCAUCGCUAUCACCAGAAAAAUUGGAAAUUCUUCCAGCAUUAAUAAAAGAUUUAGAAAUACUGGAAGAAAGCAAGAACAAGAUUCAUGUUGUGCUCUACACACCAAAUGAGAUCAAGGAGUGCAGUCAGCAAACUCUGCAGUGUUACCUGGAAGAAAUGGUUAUGCUGGAGAAAGAAAUUGAAGAUGAGCCUGAAAUUAAAAAUGAAUUUAAAAAUGCUCUUCAAAAUAUCAAAAAGAACCUCCACAGACUUAAGGAUCUAAGUCCCACAGGAGGUGAAUGCAAGAUCUGUGAAGCUAACGACAAGAAAAAUUUUCCUGAUUUUCUUCAACAACUGACCAACCUUCUGAGAUCUAUGCAAAAAUAAGCAACUAAUCAUUUUUAUUUUUACUGCUAUAUUAUUUAUUUAACUAUUUAAUUACAAAUAAUUUAUAUAUUUUAUCCCGUGGCUAACUAAUAUGCUGUCCAUUCUGGGACCACUGUAUGCUCUUAGUCCGGGUGAUAAGACGUCUGUUCUAAGAUCAUAUUUGAUCCUUUCUGUAAGCCCUACGGGCUCAAAAUGUAUGUUGGAAAACUGAUUGAUUCUCACUUUGUCAGUAAAGUGACAAGUAUUUACUGAAAGAAUUUUUAAAAGUCUCUUCUAGAUGACAUUUAAUAAAUUUCAG
Messenger RNA from Meleagris gallopavo (turkey), 790 nucleotides. Its product is annotated as interleukin-15. Gene Ontology annotation, molecular function: cytokine receptor binding; cytokine activity. The record is from RefSeq and is marked provisional. Lineage: Eukaryota; Metazoa; Chordata; Aves; Galliformes; Phasianidae. Gene Ontology annotation, biological process: positive regulation of immune response; positive regulation of cytokine production; neutrophil activation. Gene Ontology annotation, cellular component: extracellular region.